Molecule: messenger RNA, 366 nt
Organism: Cercospora beticola
Lineage: Eukaryota; Fungi; Ascomycota; Dothideomycetes; Mycosphaerellales; Mycosphaerellaceae
Source: RefSeq, a predicted model, not a curated record
AUGAAGAGGAAAUGGCAUAUGCGAGCGACGACAGCGACAUUCGAGCGAGACAUCCGCUGGCAGGGGAAGAGGGUUAUAUUCCGCGAGACUGGGCUGUUGGAUCGAUGUCACGAGAUGAGCAGGACUGGCCCGUCGGAUCGAUUGAACGAGACGAGCCUGGAUGGAGGAAUGAUCGUGUGGGAGAUGUUGCGACCGAGGGGCAGCCUGGCGUGGUUGGGGAAGAAGCAGUUGAGGAGGAUCGGAGAUGAUUUGGCAACGAAGAUUCUUUGUGGAAGUCAUAUCGAUUAUGCUUCAGCUGGCGCUGGUGUCGUCGAUUGGCUUGGGCUAUGCACGUCCAUGGCAUGCAUUCUUGAGCGGAAGAAUUGA